ACGAGCGCCAUAACGGCUUCUGAGCGGACACGAUAGUGGUCGUAAUAUAUAGGCAUUUCCUGUCACCGAGCCUUCAGUAUAAACCGCAACCAUAAUAAGACACCUCGAACGGGGAUAAAGACUGCGGAAGAGACGCCGUGACCCGUAAACCUGCGUCAAAGGUCGGACUGACUCAGGACUCAUAUGGAGCAGUUGGAUAGCGGCAGGGCCUUGUCAUUCUGUGGCAACAACAGCACUGCCUACAGUGUGAAAAACGGCGUGCUGAACAAUCCGUGCUUCGUGGAUGCUCUCAACCUGGUUCCUCAUGUGUUCCUGCUCUUCAUCACCUUCCCCAUCCUCUUCAUUGGUUGGGGCAGUCAGAGCUCUAAAGUCCAGAUCCAUCAUAACACAUGGCUUCAUUUCCCUGGGCACAACAUGAGGUGGAUCCUCACCUUCUUGCUGCUAUUAGUCCACGUCUGUGAGUUUUCAGAAGGCAUCGUCUGUAACAUGAUGAUGGGUACCAACCACCUCCAUCUCUUCAUGCCAGCAUUCAUGGGUUUUGUAGCAGCCACAACAUCAGUCGUUUACUACCACAACAUAGAAACAUCCAACUUUCCCAAACUGCUGCUUGUCCUUUUCAUCUACUGGGUGCUGGCAUUCAUCACAAAGUCCAUAAAGUUGUGGAAGUUUGCCGAGAACAAAGGUGCAGCACAGUAUCUCAGGUUGUACAUCACUGCACUGUUAGUGAUCCUGUAUGGACUUCUGAUGGCCGUGGAGAUCAACGUCAUCAGAGUGAGGAAAUAUGUAUUCUUUGCGAACCCUCAGAAAGUUAAACCACCAGAAGAUUUACAGGAUUUGGGGGUUCGUUUUCUGCAGCCUUUUGUCAACCUGCUGUCAAAGGCGACAUAUUGGUGGAUGAAUCCUCUCAUCAUCGGAGCCCAUAAGAGGCCUAUAGAGCUGAAGAAGAUCGGCAAGCUGCCCAUCGCCAUGAGAGCCCUCACCAACUACCUGCGGCUUAAAGACGCCUAUGAGGAUCAGAGGACACCUGAGGACCCGGAUAGGUCUCCAUCGAUCUGGCGCUCCAUGUAUCGAGCAUUUGGCCGUCCCAUCCUGCUCAGCAGCACCUUCCGCUACUUGGCAGAUCUGCUGGGCUUUGCUGGGCCCCUCUGCAUCUCUGGGAUCGUUAAGCAGCUAAAUUAUGAAAAAGAUGUUCUAGUAGGCAACAACACAACGGUCACCCAUUUCGAGAACUACCAUAUGUCUUCCCAUGAGCUGCUGCAGAACAGCUCCAUCCUGGCUGUUCUUCUCUUCCUGGCUUUAAUCCUGCAGAGAACCUUCCUUCAGGCCUCGUACUAUGUCACCAUUGAAACAGGCAUUAACAUGCGGGGAGCUCUGCUGGCAAUGAUCUACAACAAAAUCCUGCGCCUGUCCACCUCCAACAUGUCAAUGGGGGAGAUGACGUUGGGGCAGAUCAACAACCUGGUUGCUAUAGAAACCAACCAGCUCAUGUGGUUCCUCUUCCUCUGCCCCAACCUGUGGGCCAUGCCCGUACAGAUUGUGAUGGGAAUAAUUCUGCUCCGUCAUUUUAUGGGCUCGAGUGCCUUGGUAGGAGCGUCUGUCAUAGUUCUGCUGGCUCCGGUCCAGUACCUUAUAGCCACAAAGCUGGCAGACACGCAGAAAAUCACACUGGAACACAGUACAGACCGUGUUAAAAAGACCACUGAGAUCCUAAAGGGCAUAAAGUUGUUGAAGCUGUACGCCUGGGAGAACAUCUUCUGUGACAGUGUGGAGGAGACCAGAGGCAAAGAGCUCACCAGCCUCAGGACCUUCGCCUUCUACACAUCCAUGUCCAUUUUCAUGAAUGCUGCUAUUCCCAUUGCUGCGGUUUUGGCCACAUUUGUGACGCAUCACAUCCUCAAUAAAAAAGGCCCCAGUCCUUCUCAGGCCUUUGCAGCUCUGUCACUGUUUCACAUCCUGGUCACCCCGCUCUUCCUGCUUUCCACUGUUGUCAGAUUUGCUGUGAAGGCUCUGGUUAGUGUUCAGAAGCUUGGUGAGUUUCUACAGAGUGAUGAAAUUGGAGACGACAGCUGGAGAAAUGGUGACAUAUCUGUUUCCUUCGAAGCUGGAAAGAAACCCAUGGGGAUGACCAAAGCCAUCAACAGGAAGCAGCCAAUGCGCUACCAAAUGGACAACUAUGAGCAGCCAACCAGGCGACAGAUGAGACCCUCGGAGACAGAGGAUGUGGCUGUAAAGGUCAGGCUCAAAGUUUAUGUGUUAGGGGAAUGUAGUUUACCAUCACCACCUUUUUCAUUUCAUUCUAUCUCAGGUCAGCUGACAAUGAUCGUGGGCCAGGUGGGUUGUGGGAAAUCCUCCCUGCUGCUGGCCAUGCUUGGAGAAAUGCAAGCCAUCGAGGGGGGAGUCUACUGGAGCAAGCAGCCUGAUUGUGAGGUGAUCCACGAGGGGAACAUAAGCAAGAACAGAAACUCUGUUGCCUACGCUGCCCAGAAGUCCUGGCUGCUCAACGCUACUGUGGAGGAAAACAUCACCUUUGGUAGUCCAUUCAACAAACAGCGGUACAAAGCAGUAAUUGACGCCUGCUCUCUGCAGCCAGACAUUGACCUGCUGCCAUUCGGAGACCAGACUGAGAUUGGAGAGAGAGGCAUCAACCUGAGUGGAGGGCAGAGGCAGAGAAUCUGUGUGGCCAGAGCUUUGUACCAAAACACCAACAUCGUUUUCUUGGAUGAUCCAUUCUCAGCACUCGACAUCCACCUCAGUGAUCAUUUGAUGCAAGAAGGAAUCCUUAAAUUUCUGCAGGAUGAUAAACGAACCGUGGUUCUCGUCACCCACAAACUGCAAUAUCUUAUACAUGCAGACUGGAUUAUAGCAAUGAAGGAUGGUACAGUCCUGCGGGAGGGAACUCUGAAGGACAUUCAGACUCAUGACAUUGAACUUUAUGACCACUGGAAAACCCUGAUGAACAGGCAGGAUCAAGGGCUGGAGAAGGACAUUCAGCAGGACAGUCAAACAACACUUGAGAGGAAGACGCUGAGGAGAGCUUUCUACUCCAGAGAGGCCAAGAACCAAAUAGAUGAUGAAGAUGAAGAAGAAGAAGCCGAGGAGGAAGACGAUGACAACUUUUCCACGACCACCAACAGAAGGUCAAAGAUCCCGUGGAAGGUGUGCUGGUGUUACCUGUCUUCUGGGGGGUUCUUCAUGGUCUUCCUCAUGAUUUUCUCUAAACUCCUCAAACACUCCGUCAUUGUGGCGAUCGAUUACUGGUUGGCUAACUGGACGUCAAAAAUCAAUACCAGUACAGAAACAGGAACAGACAUGUAUAUUAAUGGAACCACACCCAUCAACACCACAGUGCAGCGAGGGCAGGACUCCUACUAUCUGCUAGUGUUCAUCAUCUUGUGCGCAGCUGGCAUCACUUUAUGCCUCAUCACCUCCCUCACUGUGGAAUUUCUUGGUCUUUCUGCAGCCACCAACCUGCACCACAACCUCCUCAACAAGAUCAUCCACGCUCCCAUCAGGUUCUUUGACAUCACUCCUUUGGGGCAGAUCCUCAACAGAUUCUCAGCUGAUACCAACAUCAUCGACCAGCAUAUUCCUUCAACGCUGGAAUCUUUGACGAGAUCCACGCUGCUCUGUUUGUCAGGCAUCGGGGUCAUAGCCUCAAUCACUCCUAUAUUCCUGGUUGCCUUGGUUCCCCUGGCUGUGGCCUUCUACUUCAUUCAGAAGUAUUUCAGAGUCGCCUCCAAGGACCUCCAAGACCUCGAUGACUCAACACAGCUUCCUCUGCUCUGCCACUUCUCUGAGACUGCAGAAGGUCUCACCACCAUACGAGCUUUCAGACACGAGGCUCGGUUUAAACAGCGCAUGCUGGAGCUGACCGACACCAACAACACAGCGUACCUGUUUCUGUCUGCUGCCAACCGCUGGCUCGAGGUCCGAACGGACUACCUUGGAGCAGUGAUUGUACUGGCAGCGGCGGCAGCCUCAAUAUGGAGUUUCCAUUACGGGCUUCAUCCUGGAGGUCUGGUGGGCCUGGGCCUUACCUACGCCCUCACUGUCACCAACUACCUGAACUGGGUUGUGAGGAACCUGGCAGACCUCGAGGUUCAGAUGGCAGCUGUGAAGAAGGUCAACAGCUUCCUCAGCACAGAGUCGGAGAACUACGAGGGCUCAAUGGAUGCCUCUCAGGUCCCUGAGAACUGGCCCCAGGACGGUGAGAUAAAGAUCCAGGGCCUGUGUGUGCGCUACGACCCAAUGCUCAAACCGGUGCUCAAACACGUAAACGCAUACAUCAAACCAGGCCAGAAGGUGGGGAUCUGUGGCCGCACAGGCAGCGGGAAGUCUUCUCUGUCGUUGGCUUUUUUCAACAUGGUGGAUAUUUUUGAAGGAAAGAUCAUCAUAGAUGGGAUUGACAUCUGUAAGCUUCCUCUGCAGACUCUCAGGUCUCGACUCUCGAUCAUCCUCCAGGACCCCGUCUUAUUUAGUGGAUCAAUAAGGUUUAAUCUUGAUCCGGAGAAGAUGUGCACUGACGAUCGACUGUGGGAGGCCCUAGAGAUCGCUCAGCUCAAGAACAUGGUGAAAGCUUUGCCUGGAGGACUAGACGCUGUCGUGACAGAAGGAGGAGAGAACUUCAGCGUUGGGCAGCGGCAGCUCUUCUGUUUGGCUAGAGCUUUCGUUAGAAAGAGCAGCAUCUUCAUCAUGGAUGAAGCCACAGCAUCUAUAGACAUGGCUACGGAGAACAUCUUACAGAAAGUCGUGAUGACGGCGUUUGCAGAUAGAACAGUCGUAACAAUCGCACACCGUGUCCACACCAUCCUAACAGCUGAUCUGGUCAUUGUGAUGAAGCGAGGCAACAUCAUGGAGUACGACAAACCUGAGACGCUUUUGGAGCAGGAGGACGGGAUGUUUGCUUCGUUUGUCAAAGCUGACAUGUAGGGACACGCGGGACCCAACGGUGGACAACCUGCUCAGUUUCUUGGGUUUUUUUGUUUUUGUAUUUUUUUAAACCUGAAUUACUUUCUUGUUGAGGUGAACAGCCCUCUGAGAGACUACCCCACUGCAGGGAAGCCAGUAACACACUGUUUCUGCGAGGAGAAGCUUCCCUGUGCACUCACCAAAUGGAGACAGGGUCAGCUGUCAGUCAGUGGGUUUAAGAAGUUGUACUAAAGAAGUCAGGAAGUAAAAGAAGGUGCUUUGGGUAGGCUUGCUAAUCAAUGAGUCCAUCGGUUGGUUCAUCCCGUUUUUUUGUUUGAAUUUAACAAAACCCAAUUACACAAACCACAACAUUAGUAGUAUUUGGACUGGAAAGUGAAAUAAUAAAGAUAUAUCUUAUAUGUGAUGGAUGGCUAAUGCAAACUACAAAUGAAAAUAUUUUCUCACUUGUCUCAUAGAAAGUCUUAAGUUAUUUUUCCGACUUUCAAAAUUUUCUCAAGAUCUAAACAAGAAAAUAAGCAAUAAAUAUAAAUGCUUGCGAAGCUCACAGUAUCAAAAUGGGCAGCCAGGCAAUCUUUCCUGCGCUCUAAGACUAAGAAUAGUGAGAACUGUUAAUAGUUAAUAAAGAACUGAUAAAAAGCAAAGUUAUUUCAUUUUUUAUUGCCAGUAAAUCCCACAAAUGACCAAACCUACUAUAAAAUAUGUAAUAUGUAUACUAAAUAAUGCAACCACAAAUACAAAAAACUACGUCUUAAAAACUGCAGUUGUGGCCACUCGAUGCUGGCUUCGAAAAAUCUCCACAGAUCCUGUGUCAAAAUGUCUAAAUUUACAAAAGAAAUGAACAUGUUGAUGAAAAACGUGUAUCUCAGAUCGGUUGCCUGCAGUUGCUAGGUGAAAUCGGCCAAAAGAGGUGUACAGAGCUGCACUGAAAACCUCUGUGGUUGCUUUGGUCUGUAUCAGAUUGCUGCGGUUGCAGGUUGUGCAGCAGUGAAACUGUGAGGAAUGUGAUGAAGACAUUAAAUGACGACUGUUCACCUUCAAAGUAAAAGUUGUUCCUUUUGAAACGUGUUGGUUUUGGCAGUAAGGCACAACUUGCCAAGACAAGUCAACAUUUCCAAUGCAAAUCUUCAAUUCUAUUGACAAAACAAAUGAAUCAGGGGCAACUUGGAGUUCAGCAUCUCGCUCACUUUUGACAUGCAGACUAAAUGAGCCAAGAAUCAAACUACCAACCUUUUGAUUGGUGGACAACCUGCUCCUCCUCCUGAGCUAAAGUUGGCCAUAUGAUAGAUGUCUAGGACUAUACGACACAUUUAAAUUGCAUAUAUGUUUAAAGUUAGGCAAUACUAGAACUAGAACUAGACAUCUCACCCAUGUUUAUGGCUUUGGUACCUUUUGGAUCUGAUGAGCAGAUUUUUCUAUGUUUGAUUAAACUUGUGGAUGCACUUUUCUAACCAAGCUAAUAAGCACUAGCUGAUAGCUUUUGGCUCCAUAAAAUGUCAAGAUAAUGCUAAAGCCAUGACAUCAUUAUUGUUAUAACUACCAUAUUUAUAUAAAAUCUCUCUGAGAGCACCGAAUAUGGAUUACCUGCCUUAACAAAUGCACUGUUACCUCUUUUUAACACAUUUUUUACACCGUUUUAAAUGGAUUUGAAAGGUUUUUAGGUUAGAGUAUUAAGACAGAGGCUUAUGUUUGUUGGUCUUUUCAUGGGAUUUGUAGACAGUAGGAAAUACAUUCAGUUUAUUAAAUAUAAAUUAUGGCUUUGAGAUUUUAUUUCAGGCGUUGAGGCUGUUAAAAGUGUAAAAUGUAAAGAUUUAAUAGUUGGAGAGUGAACAGAAGUGUUGUUUCAUAUUAAUAGAAUUUUUACAGUCUUUAAUUAUCUUGUGUAAAAUAUUUGUUACUUUUUAGAUCAUGCACCACCUCUGUUUAUAUUGACUAGCACCUGUAUUAUGCAAUAAUAAUGAUGGAAGAAUUUUUAAAUGUAUUUAAAAUCCUUUUUAAAAAUGACUGUUGGCUCUUUGGCCAUUAUUUUUCUGAAUAACGCAGUGGAAGGAUUUUAAAUCGACCCUUUUGUAUUCUACUCUACUUUUUGACCUUAAGUUCUGCCAUAGAGGUAACACUGAUAGAAAUGACAAAGCUGAUGGAAUCAGAUGGUUUUAUUAACCAGUUUAAGAAUGCAUUUAUAAUGAUAAAUAACACAGCUGAUUGUUGUGGCCGUUCUUUGACUGAACAUGUGUUGACAUUUUUCACGAGAUGCCAAAAAUGAGACGUCACAAAAUACCAACAGGAGUUUCCCAAGUGAAGGCUGGAUACUCUAUUUCUGGCCUACGUCUCCUUCCUCCCUGCUCUAUCAGAUGUACGUCUAUGCCUCCAUUAGUACAAACACUGUAAGGUGUCACGGCUCAGCCUGCAGCCAGUGAACCUGCUGUCUGUCUGCGGUCAUGCUUUGCUGAACUUUUUAUCCUCGGGGACAAUAGAUACCCAGCAUGCCUCCCGUUAACUCCAGAGAUGCUUCAUGGAUGUUUGAGAGGGCAGUGAUGUCUUUUCUUUUUUUUACUGAGGAAGAGCAGUAACUUGCAGUAACUUAAUAAUCAGUUCUAGGGGCUGAAAUUUAGAGCUACAUCAAUCUCUAUUUUGCACAUUAAUAAUGCAAGAUUGGUAACAAAUCGGAUGAAACCAAAUUAGAGCUCAUCGGAGAGAAUGAAUUUUAGAGAGUGAAAUUUAGCAUUCACAAGGUGAACAUAAAGAGGAGUCCACAUAGUAAAAAAGAGCUUUUGCAUAUGGGAACUAGAUUUAGAUUUAAUGUUUUCAUGUGGCUUUGUUUAAAGUGUCCAUUAAACUAGGAGAGUUCAUUUUCUGCUGAAAAUCCUGUUAGAGGCAGACACUUUGUCUCUGCAUGCAGAGUUAUGAAGGCAUUUUACAUGCGUCUUCAUAACCAUAAGCCACCUUUAAAAAUGAACAUUUGUUAUAUGAUUUCUUUCAUCUGUACAAAAAAGUUGUAAUGUUGGCUAACUGAAAUCCUAAAAAAGCUUGUUGAUGGUUUCUCGCUCGGCAUGUAUAAUUCAACUUGUGUGGAUCAGGUCUCCUGAAAUUUAAACUGUAGGAUGAUGUUGUGAGCUGUUGUACAUGUGUAAAUGUGAUUUUAGUCCAUUGCUAGGUGGUUGAUAGGCAAUGUAAUGGCAUCACAAUAUCUGACAUAGAUAAGAACCUUUGGGGGCCGGAGGUGUACCUGUGAGCCAAGUUUGUCUGCUGACUUCUGAUGCUCUCGGAGGGGUUUGUGGACAAAGAAUCAAACACACAGCAGAGAUGCCAGAGUCCUUUCUUUUGCAUUGAAAGAAAAAUAUUUGGGAGACAGUAUCUCGUAAUUAUGACUGUUAUCUCCCAGAUAAAAGAAAACUUCUCAUCAUCACAAGAUAAUGUACAAUAAUAGAAAAAUGCCACAGAAACGUGCCUGACAGUGUUCACACUGUGCAGUGGGACAGGAAAUGGAACCGCUUCAUAAUGUGCUUGGGAACUGUUGUGUUUUUAAUCAUUUUGAGAUUUAAUAAGCAAUUUAGUGAUGGUUCUUGCUUCUGUUGGUUUCAAAUAAUAGAGCUAGUCAAGAUUCCUUGUCACUGUCACUACAAUGCAAGUUUUCAUAUAUAAACUGCAGAAGUCGUCCCUUUCUGCAGUUUAAAAACACACGCAACAUGCAUAUCAAUGAAUGGCUAUUUAAUUAAUAGGCAGGCUUUUUGAAUAUAUAAAAUGUCUUAAAUAUAAAUGUUACCCAAAGGAAACCAGCUCAUUGCCAUCACAGUGAAUCCAUUUGCGCUGCUACUCCUGUGCUCGCAAACAUAAAAAUGACUGAUCAACACUUACGGGUCUCAAAUUAAGUGAUAAUAAAUCAUACUCGUGAGCCGAAGUCUCAGCUUUUGGGUGAUAUUUUCAGUGCACAACAAUAUGUAGUUACAGCUCAGCAUUCAGUGCAUUUCUUUGGAAUAUCUUUUCUAACCUCUCUGGGAGCGGUGCUAUUGUCCCUUUAUAUUAUUGUAUAUUGAUUAGACUUACUUUGCUUUUGGACUAAAAUUUGAAACUUUGUACUGUACAGUGUUGAAUGCCAAACAUGAUUUUUCCGCCUUUUCUUGUUUAAAUAUCUUACAUGUUUCAUCUCAAGAAGUUGUCACUUAAGCUUUUGAACUUUGUGGUUUCUCUCAUUUUAUAACUUGUUUUAAUAUAACACAACAAGAUGACACGUGAGGUUUACCGUCACACUUGGUGAUCACAAGCUUCGCCUGCACUUUUCUUUCCCCUGACAGCUUUAACUGUAACACUGAAUGUCUUUGUUGUUUUAUAGCUUUAUAUUCUGUCCCUGCAGUUCUUCCAAGUCCUCGUCCGUCUCCUCUGUUAGCGAUCGAGUGCUCUUCCUCUUCUUUGUUCCUCGUUCAGCAGAACUUUUUAUGCUCUUGGCCACCGUCACACUCAUAAAUCCUUUGUUUUCCUUGCUGUGCUUCCAUGCUGCUCCUGUUCUGAACCUGCACACAGCUGCCUUGUAAACUCAUCCUCUCACACCCCAAACCACUUUUUGUCUUCGAAGCUGACAUUUUACACCAAGAGCAAAAAAGCAGUGGUGCCAUUUUUCCACGUUACACUUUGCACAGGAUUUUUCACUGAAAGAAUGUCUCUUUUCGAACAGGUUUCACUUGUGUUUUAGUUUCUGGUAACAAACAAGUACAUAAAAACAGCGAACGGGUGGAAAUGUAAGGGAACUGCAUGUAACUCAUUGUCGGAGCUAUGCAGAGAGCUUUACUUGCUUUCAUGAAGUUGACUGUUAACAGAGAGCAUCUUAAAUACUGACAUCUUUCUCACAGAUCAGUUUGGAGAUGGUCAUUUUUUUUUCUGUAUGUACAUUCUGUCUGUAGUAGCCUGUAUAGCCAAGGGUUUAAACAUAUAUAUAUUAAACUGCUAUUAUUAUGUGUGCCUGAUUUCUUUUCUUUUUUUUUUCACACUUGUAAUAACAAUAAAAUGCUUUU
Messenger RNA from Neolamprologus brichardi, 9932 nucleotides. NCBI's taxonomy places the organism in Eukaryota, Metazoa, Chordata, Actinopteri, Cichliformes, Cichlidae. The record is from RefSeq and is a predicted model, not a curated record.